This is a messenger RNA of Jatropha curcas, 1932 nucleotides long. The record is from RefSeq and is a predicted model, not a curated record. Lineage: Eukaryota; Viridiplantae; Streptophyta; Magnoliopsida; Malpighiales; Euphorbiaceae.
AUUCAAAUUGAAAAUAUUUUUUUUCCCGACUUUUACUUCGGUUGAGUUCUCUGCUCCUUCAGAUUAAUCAUUCAUAAACGGCGGGGUCGUUCCAACUUUUUGGUAGGAGAAUCUACGAAAUACUUUUUGGCGGUAAAAAAUUCCAGCAACUCUCUCGUCUCUGAGAGCGAAGCCGCAAUUUUAGUGGAGAUUAGUAAACUAGGUUAUCAUAUGGCAUCUCCAUUUUCAAUGAUGAUUGGAUCUGAGUAGCUUUCAGCGAUAUGAGGAUGUUGGUACAGUAUUGCACUCAGAGGAGUAUGCUUUUUUCAAAGGUUUUACUGAGUUCUUAUAAGAAUAGCUUAUGCAAUCCUUACAUGGCUUCAGCCUCCCAACUUGAGAGAGUUUCUUAUAUAACUCUGGACUAUAGGUCUUACGGAAGAUUUUCUCUUAUAUCUGGUGGUGAUGUUUCAAUGAGUAUCCGUGGCAGUGAUGCCAACGUGCAUCCUAUUUCUAGGAGGACCUACCAGAUUGUGGUUGCUGCUACUCGUGAUAUGGGCAUUGGGAAGGAUGGGAAGUUACCAUGGAGAUUGCCAACGGACCUCAAAUUUUUCAAGGAGAUUACGUUGACCACAUCAAGCCCUGAGAAAAAGAAUGCAGUAGUAAUGGGUAGGAAAACAUGGGAGAGUAUUCCUCCCAAGUAUAGACCCCUGCCUGGACGCUUGAAUGUUGUGCUGACUCGAUCUGAAAGUUUUGCUGGUACAGCCACAGAAAACACUGUAAUAUGUGGAAGUAUACCAUCAGCCUUGAAGUUGUUGGCCGAAGAGCCUUACAGUUUCUCAAUUGAAAAGGUGUUUGUUAUAGGAGGUGGUCAGAUAUUGAGGGAAACACUGAAUGCACCAGGAUGUGAUGCCAUCCACAUUACUGAAAUUGAGACGAAUGCUGAAUGUGAUACCUUCAUUCCGGCUAUUGAUUUGUCUUUAUUUCGCCUAUUGCAUUCCUCUCCACCAUUAGUAGAAAACAAUGUCCAGUAUUCUUUUGUGACAUAUGUACCGAGCAGAGAAUUCAGAAACUAGAACUCUUUCUAAUAGUGCUGCAGCAAAGUUUAAUGGUACCAUUUCUGACCUUCAGAUUGGUUCUUUGUAUGGCAAUGUUUUAGAGAUGAGAAUAGUGGUAAAUGUUCUCGCAGUUCUGCAUAUGUCAAUAUAUACUAGGAAUCGCUAUUGGGGUUCCAGAAUUCGGAGUUCAGUAACUAUUUGGAAAACACUAAUUCAGCAGUUUAUGCCGAUCGGCCAUGGUCUCAAUUGAUUUACUGUUCUGUUGUUGUUGCUACAGUUUCGAAAAUAUUUCUUUUACUUUGAUAUUUUCCCGUUUCUUUCAUAGGUUUAUGAUCCACACAAGAUGCACGAGAGAAAACACAUGAAAAUGGCAGUGUAGAUACUUAAAAAGCUCUCCAGCAACUUCAGCAGGCGUUGCCUGACCUUCUCUAGCAGCUGCUCAAUUUCUUCAAGAAGUGGAUGUUCAUGAAUUUGCAAAUAAUUAGAUGCAAGUCUCUUGAAACCAAAGAAAGUGCAGUAAGACAUAUGCAGGUGCACAUCCAUGCGACCUGGUCUUAGCAACACUGGAUCAAGCUGGUCUUUGUAAUUGGUGGUGAACACUAUAAUCCUUUCAUCUCCACAGCUCGACCACAAGCCAUCAAUGAAAUUCAGAAGACCAGAGAGAGUAACCUGCCAUGAAAGAGCAAGUUUGCAAUGUUAAUGUUAUAUAAAAUUGUCUAAGACACGCUUAGGAAACUUACCUUAUCCUCAUCCAGAGAUUCGAAAGAACGAUCAAUGUCUUCUACCACUAAUAUUGAACGAUUGCCUGUACCAAUCAGUAACCUCUUCUGAUAGAGUAAGGAACAGUUCCAAUAUCUGUAAAUUAGAUGGCUGAAACAGAACAGAAAAAAAAAAAAAA